GUUGUAACGGGGCUGCUAAUAGCCGAAGUAAAUGUAAACACUAUGUGCCAACUGGGUUCUGGUGGUGUAUCACUGGUAUCAAUGGCCAUGAGGACUGUAGGGAGUGUGGGAGUUCAAAUUGUGUGUUGGUCAUACAUUUUUAUACACUAUGCACUUCUUGUUGCCUAUGUAGCUCGUUCUUCAGAAAUUAUGACAAAUUUUCUCAGAAUCCCCUUAUGGGAAAGUGCAACAAUAUUUUCAUUGCUGUUGGGAGGCAUAUGCUACUUUGGAAGUCAACGCUUCGUUGGUGCGGUUAAUGGGGUUCUGGUAUUUGGAAUUAUCAUAUCUUUUGCUGCUCUAGUAGCCGUCGCAAGUGGAUACCUACAAUGGGAUGUUCUUUUGAAAGCCAACUUUCAAGCUGUUCCCAUGAGUAUACCCAUAAUUGUUCUGUCGUUUGUUUACCAGAAUGUUGUGCCUGUUCUUUGUACGAAUCUUGAAGGAGACCUGUCAAAAGUAAGGACUGCAAUUGUUUUAGGCACCAGUAUACCACUUGUUUUAUUUCUAGUCUGGAAUGCCGUGAUUCUAGGAACCAUCACAACUGUUGAAAUGAGCUCAGAUAAGAUCAUGGAUCCAUUACAACAAUUGCGAUCUACGAACGAAGUUGUUGGACCUAUUGUUGAGGUGUUCUCACUUUUUGCUAUUGCAACGUCAUACAUCGGAUUUGUUUUGGGUCUCUCUGACUUCCUUUCUGACUUGCUGAAACUUCCGGCUGGUCAGAGCCGAUCUCUGCCAUACGCAAUGACGUUGGUUCCACCAAUUGUGCUGUCUUUGCUAGACCCAGAAAUAUUCUUCAAAGCCUUAGACUUCGCUGGAACUUAUGGAGUGUUGGUGCUGUUUGGAAUUCUUCCUCCUGCAAUGUCUUGGUCAGAUAGGUACUCAAGUUCAUCCCCAGCUAUGAAAUUGCCAUUGCCACAGUUAGUUCCAGGAGGAAGGCUCACUCUUUCACUUGUAGUGGGAGGAGCUGCAUUUGAUUCUCAUCAUGAAGAUUCUGAUCAUCUCCUCUCGCUUCCAUCUGAUGACGACGAUGGGGACGGCUUUCGGCGGCAAGGAGAGAGAGAUCACCUUGAGAGGGAAAGGGGUUUUCUUUCUGAGAAUCGUAUGCCCUUUGUUAAGAUGGAAUUUUCCAGAUUCAGCGAUGGGGAUGAUCUAAUUGAAUGGGUUUACAAGGCGGAGCAGUAUUUUGAUUAUGUUUCGAUGCCAACUAAGAAAAGGGUGGAAAUGGUUUCUUUCCAUCUAGAUCAAUUUGGCUCUCAUGGGUUUGAGGAUUUUGUAAAGUCACUAUUUAAGCUUCGUCAAACCAGUUCUUUAAAGGAUUAUAUCUCUGAAUUCCGACGUUUGACAACUCGAAUCCGAGAUCUUAGUGCAAAUUUUCGAUUCAGCUAUUUCAUUGGUGGAUUAAGGGAAGAACUCAAGCAUGAUAUCAAGUUGCUUCGUCCUGCAACAGUUCAUGAGGCCAUGAAUUUUGCUCAUGAAGUGGAUGCUAAACCCCAAAAGUUGAGGUCUAUGCAUUCUUCUAGAAAUUUUAAGUCAAGAUUGCCUCUUUUACCUAUACAAAAUGAUUUAGUUCCUAGGAAGGAUAUGCCUAUCAAGAAAUUAACCCCUGAGGAAAUCCAAUAUAAACAGCAGAAUAAUCUUUGCUUUUAUUUUGAUGAAAAAUUUGUGAGGGGUCCUAAGUGUGCUAGGAAACAAAUCUUGUUGCUGGAUAUGGGUUAUAAUAGCUCCAAAGAAGAGGACAUAGUUCAAGAAUUGCAACAAAUUGAACAGGUAGUUGAGGUGACUGUUUGUUGUAUCACAAUUUAUGCUUUGUAUGGUACUCCUGCCUAUAUUUCUAUGAAGACCAUGAAACUCAAUGCUUUAAUAAAGAAUUGUCAUGUGGUAUUGUUAGAUUCUGGAAGCUCUCAUAAUUUCAUCAAUAUGGGCAUGGUUAAGAAGUUGGGUUGGAAGUCAGAUCAGUCUCAUAUUUGUGAUGUUAUGAUAGCUGAUGGUGGACAGGUUCAAAGUAUGAGUUGUUGUGUUGGGGUACCCUUGGCCAUAGGGAAAUAUGUCUAUACUUCCGAUAUGUUUGCUUUAUCAUUGGGCAGCUGUGACAUUAUUUCUAAGCCUCAAACUCCAUAUCCUAUUUCUUGUCAUCAAUUGGACAAGUUGUUGCAUUCAUGUUGUUAUGGAGUGAUUCUCUGUGCUGUAGAGGGUGAGAAUAUGGACAAGCUUGCAAGUGAUUUAUCCUCACCACAACAUCAAGAAUUGCAAGCCUUGUUGGAUUCUUUUUCUGUAAUUUUUGGUACACCAACUACUCUACCUCCUAUGAGAGAACAUGAUCAUCGGAUUCCUUUAAUUUCAAGUUGUAAACCACCAAGUAUUCGCCCAUAUGCUUAUGGACCACUUCAAAAGUCUGAAAUUGGAAAGUGUGUCAAAGAGCUGCUGGAUUAUGGAUUUAUCAGGAACAAUCAUAGUCCUUUUUCUUCUCCUGUUUUGUUGGUCAAGAAGAAAGAUAGCACCUGGAGAAUUAUUUUCAUCCAAAAGAUAUUGAAAAAAGGGCAUUCUGAACUCAUGAGGGACUAUGAAUUCCUUGUGAUGCCCUUUGGAUUAACAAAUGCACCGGCCACAUUUCAAGACCAUUUGAGGCAUUUAAAUAUUGUUUUGGAAAUUCUAAAGCAUCAUCAACUUUUUGUCAAGAUGUCCAAGUGUGCCUUUGGAGUUUCAACUAUUGAAUAUUUAGGUCACAUCGUAUCUCGGCAAGGAGUUUCAGCAGAUCCUUCCAAAUUAAACGCAAUGGUUGAUUGGCCUAUCCCUACUUCUGUUAAAAGUUUGGGAGGAUUUUUGGGUCUCACCGGCUAUUAUCGGAAAUUCAUUCCUCCCUAUGGUAGGGAGAGUUUUCCUUUGACUCAGUUAACGAAUAAUUAUGGGUUUUUGUGGACGCCUGAGGCUACUGCCGCAUUUCUCAAACUCAAGGAACUCAUGUUAUCUCCUAGAGUUCUCGCUUUGCCGGAUUUAACAAAACCUUUUAUAAUAGAAAGUGAUGCUUUUGGAACUGGUAUAGGGGUUGUGUUACAACAGGAAGGUAGGCCUAUUUCUUUUACCAGCAAGACUCUUGGUCCUAGAAACCAAGCCCUUUCUACUUACGAGAGGGAAAUGAUGGCAAUUGUUCAUGCCAUCAAGAAGUGGCAUCAUUACUUACAAGGUAGGCACUUUGUCAUUCAGACAGAUCAUCAUAAUCUUAAAUAUUUUCUCAAUCAUAAGGUUCAUAUUCCUUUUCAACAAAAAUGGGUCACUAAGCUUUUGGGCUAUGAUUAUGAGAUACAAUACGGGCAAGGGAGUGAUAAUAAGGUAGCUGAUGCUUUGUCUAGAUUUCCUAUCAGUCACAUCUCUUCUACUGACCAAGUUCAAGUUUUUUCCAUGGACAACUUCACCAGUGGAAAUGAUGUUCAUGGAGAGUGUAUUGAGAAUUUGGCCAUUACAUAUCCUAUCAUAACUGGAUGGAUGAUUUACGAAGAUAUAAUGAGGUUGAUCCUUGGAUUCUUAGUAAAAAAAAACAAGUUAUAG
Prunus armeniaca (apricot) is the source of this 3579-nucleotide messenger RNA. NCBI's taxonomy places the organism in Eukaryota, Viridiplantae, Streptophyta, Magnoliopsida, Rosales, Rosaceae. The record is from the annotation of a GenBank genome assembly.